UUGUACAUAUAUAAUAUUUAAGGUCUAUUGGCUAAGUUAUUACUUAUAAUUAUUUUUUUUCCACUAGUUUCCAGCAGUUGUUACUUGUUACAGUUACCUCGUCUAGUCGUAGGUCGUUUUUGUUCACUAAUAAUUAACUCCUAAAUUUUAUUUCGCACGUUUCUGUUUAUAGUGAUAACUAUUAACAAUGCAUUAUUAAACCUCUUAAGUUGUAACAUUAAUCUCACAUUCUCAAAAGUGUUUUCAACUACAUAAAUAAUUAUGACGGCGAAACGUUUUUGCUGGAGUUUAUCUUUUGUUUUUCUUACAAUCUCCACAGUGUCUCCUCACGAAGAAUAUUUUUAUAAGACCUCUACACACGAUAAGACUUUUUUAGACACAGAUAUAAUUACACUUCCAAAUGUACGAAUCAAAAGAUUAGCUGAAUCGAUUAUUAAUACUAAUACUACUGCUCAACAAAAACAUAUUUCUUUUCAAGCAAUCAUAGACAAAAACAAUGGAACAAAACAAACAAAACAAGAAACAAACCCAUCAAACACUUCACUUUUUAUUAAUGAUUCUGAUAAAGCAUUUGGAAAAAAUUUAACUACAGUGACACACGAACCUCCAGUUCAAACGAGUUCAGACAACAUAAGUUAUAUAGGAACAUCCACACCUUUAGCUCUGCCAGUUGACUUAGAAUUUCCUUUAAUUACCAAUGAAACACUUAAAAAUCAUAAUAUAACAAAUUCAAAAAAUGAUUCUCAUAUAUACUACAAUAGUACAACAAUAAAUAAUAUGAAGGUAUUUAAUGAUUAUUGGGUUGAUUUGGUGAAUCAUCCUGAUGCAAAUAUACAUGAAAUGUUAUCAGAUUCUCAUCGCAGAGCUGCAACAAUCAACUUGAAGUUUCAGUUUCCUUUCUAUGGACAUCUAUUAAACUCAACUACAAUUGCAACUGGAGGUUUUUUGUAUUUAGGAGAAUACAUUCAUUCGUGGUUAGCAGCUACUCAAUACAUAGCGCCGUUAAUGGCCAAUUUUGAUUUAAGUUCAUCGAACUAUUCAAGCAUUUAUUACUUGGAAAAUGAUACUGCAUUAACAGUUACUUGGCAUAAUGCCACUUUACAAGAUAAACCUAAAGUUGGAGGAUUUACUUUUCAAACAACUUUACAUUCAAACGGAAACAUUGUAUUUGCUUACAAAAAUGUACCAUCUAAAAUCAAAGAAAUUGAUUCUACAAAUCAUCCAGUGAAAAUUGGAUUAUCUGAUGCAUAUGUAUUAGACAAAACAAUAUUUUUUGUGAGAAGAAAAACUAUUUAUGAAUAUCAUAGAGUAACAUUUCAUGAGGAUGAAGUAACAAAUGGAACUGUUAUAAUUUUAACUGCAUUGCCAACAUGUCUAGAAAAGAAAAAUUGUACUAGUUGUAUUAAAAAAGACACAAAUUUCCAAUGUUUCUGGUGUGACAACCGAUGUUCUUCUGGAGUUGAUCGUAAUCGCCAAGAUUGGCACCAGAAAGACUGUGAGAAAUUGAAGCUUGUUAAUGAAGAUAUGUGCACAUCUGGAGUAACAACUGUUACUCCUCCCACUAUUGAUAAUUCUAGUGUUGAAUCAUCUAUUAAAUCUGAAUCUCACACAAACUCUUCAUCUUCUAGUACAAGUUUAUUCUUCAUAGCGUUGUGUGUAUCAUUGACUUUAAUGUCUUUAGUCUGGAUAUUUUACGCAUAUUUAAAUCCACAUACACGAUCUGGACAAAUGUUAAUAAGAUAUCGACCAAAUCAGUGGGGUUGGAGAAAAGGAGAAGCUCGCUAUACAGCUGCUACUAUUCAUAUGUAAAAUGCAACAACUAAUGACAUCAUCCAAAUAAUUGAUAAUUGAAAGUGUUGGUAGUUUAUUGGUUGAAGUUAUAGAUAUCGAAUAUUAAAUUGAUAACAAGAAAAAACAUCCAUAACGAUGAUUUUUGAAAAUAACUAAGUUUUUAGUAAAAACUUUAUGAUGUAUGAAACAUAAAUAUAUAUAAAUAUAUAUAUUUUGUAUAAUGCAGCUUAUGUUAUUUUUAAACUUCAAUAGACUAACCUAUUGUUACUUAAAACUUUUAUUUUUAAAUUUUUAUAAAUGUUAUUCAAUUUAUUAUAUGUGUGGGUCCUUAAUUGGGGAGAUAGAUUUGUGGAUAUAACGUAAACCAUUAUUUAUUCUGUAUGAAAUUUUGUUGUCUUGCAUUUUAACAAUUAUAAGUUUGACAAUUUGGAAAAAAAAUCAAUAACAUACCUCAAUACUUUGAAAACUUUUUUCAGUAGCUUAGUAUAAACAUGUAUUCAUGAAUUAUUCAAAUGGUUAUCAUAGAAUAUUUUUACACAUUUUUUACAAGUUUUGUUUCUAUUAUGCGCUUUUUUUUGUAACAACUUACUAAAAAUAUAAAAAUUGUAUACGUUAUUAUAGUAGUUUAAAAAUAAACAUUUUUUACUCGCACUUAAAAUUAAGUUUAUUGUGAACAGACUCAAUAUUUUUUUUUUAUACAAUGAAAUAGCUUUUGUUGAUCUGUAUACUUUCAAUAAUUAUUGCAAUAAUGAAGUAUUAUUAACAAAUAUUAUAUCAUUUAUCAAUAAUUCUCUUUUGAGUACUAAUGCACUUAGUUUUAUUUUUAAAAUUUAAUUUUAAUUGUAAAAAUACUUUAAUUUGUCAAAUACAUUCACACAUGUGCAUGGUACAAUUUUUGCUGAAUAUAACACAUAACAUAAAUUCUUAUUAUUGUGAACCCAGCUUUUGAUAAACCUAUGCUAAUAUAUAAUAAUUAUAGAUGACUUGGUCUACAUUAUUUUCAUGUAUAAUUUUUAAACAUUGAUUUUAAUUAUUAUCAGUUGAUAUGAUUGAUUUGUAAAUUGAGUCAAUAAAUUUAAUUUUUGAAAUCACUUAAUGCAACAUCGUUUACCCAAGAAUACUUAAUAUGGUAUUCAGAUAGAUUAAAUUUAGACUAUUAAAAUUUUAAAUUAUUAAGAGGCUUUGAUCCCUGAUUGCUAUACUAACCAACUUUCAUUUUUAACCCAAAAUAAUAAUUUCCAUAAUUUCUUAUGUUAUAUUAGAUAAAUAUAGCUGCCUACUUAAUAGUCUAAAUAUUUUUAUGGAUACAUAUUUUAAUUAUUUUUGUCAGAACCAUAAUAUAUAAAAUAAUUAUGCCAGCUUUGUAAUUAUAUGUGGAAAGCAUACGGAUUUAUUUCCCUUGGGCUGAGCUUGACAUCUUAAUAUUAUUAAUAAAACAAACAUAGUUUAUAUAAUUAUUAGUUAUCACUGUAAGUCUAUAACUCAUCUCCUCUCAUUGAAAAAUCCAUCCUAAUCAUACCGCUGGAUUAUGCACGUUUUAUUUUGUACUUGUAUGUUCCAAUUUUUUUUUAAUAACAAGUAAAAAAUGUCAAAAUAGUGAUAUUCAUUGUAUUAUAUUCUUAAAUUAAGUUUAUUGUUUUUUUCUAUUGUUGAUCUUUUAAAACUACAAAAUUUGUAACAUUCUUAUAUUUAAAUUUUUUUUAUUGUAAACGUAAUAAUGAAAUAGAUAUUAUAUUUACAUAUAUGAUCAGAAUGGGUAUCAAACAACAUCUUUAUUUGUUACUUUAUCAACCAUAUGAUUUAUUUUUUAAUUUAAAAUGAUUCAUUUUAAUUGAUUGUAAAUGAUAAUGAACAACUUCAACUAUUUUAUGUAAUGUUUUAUCUGCUAAACUUAUAAUUACAUUUAGUUAAAUUUAAUGUAAUCUGAUAAUUUCUUACUUCUGUAAUAAUGAGCUUUAUAAAUAUUAAUUAAUUUUAUAUAAAUAAUUGUUAAAAAUAAAUGUUUACUGGUAUAUUUUAUAACCUAA
Messenger RNA from Rhopalosiphum padi (bird cherry-oat aphid), 3818 nucleotides. RefSeq names its product plexin domain-containing protein 2. The record is from RefSeq and is a predicted model, not a curated record. The transcript has 11 exons. Lineage: Eukaryota; Metazoa; Arthropoda; Insecta; Hemiptera; Aphididae. The coding region runs from base 262 to 1809 and encodes 515 amino acids.